UACCAACAAUCAUGCCGUUCGCGACAUCAUCGGCGACAUCCUCUUGGCGACCCGUCAUCGAGGAGGGUGCGCGGAGCCCCAAACGGCCGUUGUCUACAAGCAGUAUUUCCCUGCACCCUGCCUGCCUCGAAGAAAGCGCGGACUCGACACCACCCACAGACACUUGAGGGCAACGGGACCACCUGGUCUACAGCUAUCAGUGAUGCGCAUCCUUCCGAACCCGAACCAUUCAGCAGAAGACCCCGUUCCAUCCUCACCGUCCACCAUUCCCAUCAUGCCUAAACCUACUCGAGCUAUGAUUCCAUCCAGGCACCAAUAUUCAUCCUCACCGUUGCGAUCAAUACCUGAGAAUACUCCAUCCACAGUAUUCGAAGGCGAAGCAAGAACUUCGCCAACCGCACAGGAAGAGGAUAUCUCACAGACAAUCGCCCUGCAAAUGAAAUCGACUAUGGUUGUUGUCACACCACCAUCGUCGCGGUCUACGGCUUCUCACGACAGUACGAUGGAGUCUUCGUCGAGCACGGGAGUCACGACGCCUAUGGUGAUGGACAAGCGCGACUUCUUUCGCGAUCUCCCGUCAAAUGUGGCUGAUAGAAUGCUCGAGUUCGUCUUCGUUCGGGAUGCAUCUACCAUUAUCAGGCCUUUCUACCGAAAAGGUAUGCUGGCGGGCAGCAUUAGAACCGGCAACGAUAUUCAGUCACAAGAAACGGGUGAUGAGGUACUAUUGGACAAUGUCGACCUCAGUCUGACGCGUGUCAGCAAGCAGUUCCGCGAUGGAGGCAGCCGUUAUUUCUACGGGAAGCACACCUUCCAUUUUCAAGACCCGGCUGCAUGCAAAUGGUGGUUCAAGACGGUCGGCAAUCAGAAUGUCUCGAAUGUCCGAAGUUUGUCCCUUAGAAUGGGAUCUGGCUUCACAGUCCCUCCUAACAUUCGUUGCACGCUGGACUUAACCCUGGAAGAGCGAUGGCAUCAAUUCUUUUGUUGGAUUAAGAACAGACAAAACCUCACAAACCUACGCAUCGAGUUCUAUUACUGGUCCACGAUCGAAGAGAGGCACCUUGAGAACGAAUGGAAGCAAGAAAUACAUACUGCUAGAACAAAAUUGCUUGCAAAGAUGAGGUGCCUACGUGGCAUUGAAGAGGUGGAAGUCUUUGACCAUACUGGUCACUACAUGACCACCCAUGGCUGCCGCCUCCUGGAGCUGCAGCUGAUGCAAGGAAAGGAUGAAGAUGUCCGCCCAGACCAACGCAACAAACCACUGUCGCAAGUCAUGGAAGAAUUGAGAGAGUCCAGAGCGAGAGCAGAGGUGAUGCAGCAGAUAAAAGCUACUGCUGACCAAGCCAGGAUGCAGGAGCGCAAGCGCCCAAGGCAGUGGGACAGGAACGAGAGACAAGCCCUGGGAGUAUCGAACACACAGACCAUUACCCGACAGAACAGUCUGAUUCGGACUCCGGACACUGCCCAAGCCAUUUAUCGUCCUCCAACCUGGUACUCGCGCGUACCUGCACGUGCAACUGGUCAAUUUGACAAUUCCACCAGUGAACUAUUUCCUGGCCGCACACCUAGGUCGGGAGGGCGCUCAACCUAUUCGAAGAAGAACAAUAACAACAGAUCCGGGUGGCGGCAUGGUUUUGAUCUCGAUUUAUGACGUCUCUUUUUUAGCUGUGUCGAAAGAGGGGGCUUCGAUGAGUCAAGGGAUAUCGACUCAUCUCCACGUUCGGAGGGCAUCGCAAAGCCGCCGUGUGCUCAAUGUCAGUGUGUUGGUAUGUGACUUUGGUUGGAGUUGAGGAGGGAGCCAGCAAAGAUCUCGAGUUUCUCGCCAAUAAACAGGUUGGUCAUAGGAAGGAUCAUGGGCGAUAAGAAUCUGAUAAGGGAGGUUGGGCAUCGUUUUGAUCAACUGAAAAGAGCUUUGGGGGACCACCCACCCAUGUGG
Messenger RNA from Exophiala viscosa, 1933 nucleotides. RefSeq lists its product as uncharacterized. Lineage: Eukaryota; Fungi; Ascomycota; Eurotiomycetes; Chaetothyriales; Herpotrichiellaceae. The transcript is spliced from 2 exons. The record is from RefSeq and is a predicted model, not a curated record. The coding region runs from base 203 to 1648 and encodes 481 amino acids.